Saccostrea echinata is the source of this 3530-nucleotide messenger RNA. RefSeq lists its product as uncharacterized. The record is from RefSeq and is a predicted model, not a curated record. Lineage: Eukaryota; Metazoa; Mollusca; Bivalvia; Ostreida; Ostreidae. The coding region runs from base 83 to 3442 and encodes 1119 amino acids. Gene Ontology annotation, molecular function: protein binding; protein-phosphatidylethanolamide deconjugating activity. The transcript has 26 exons.
UGUAAAGACGGUGUCAAAAAGAGGUAAAUAAAUGUCAACUAUAACAAUUUGGAGUUAUUUCAAAGCAAAAUAAUGAUGUGAGAUGAGUCGUAAAACUCCUCAACGAUAUAAUCGCCGGGUUUCUGAAGAUGUAGCUUCCCUAGAUUCGUGGAGUGAAAUAACCGAUGAAUUAACGGAUGUGUCAUCAACAGCUAGAAAUGACAGAAGAGCAUCACGCGUCGACACUCCUGUAGAGAUAAAAGAGAAAAAGAACUCGUCAAACCAGCUACUUUUAAAUCCAGCAAAUUUAUUUUCAACAUCUGUGUCACGUAAUACUACUCCAAGUAAAGCUAAUGGUCAAGAUCAACGUGAGAAAAGCCACCAAGCUGGCCCUCCAGGGGAUCGCCCCCCAGUGCCUGGAAGGAGUGCUACAGGGAAAGUUGUUGGUGUUCAGUUUGACAUCAAUACAAGUGACCCAUUCGAUAUUGACGAUGGAUCAUUUGAUCACAUAAGUAGUGUGUAUUUGUCUUUACCAGAAGACCACUCAGCUUACCUAAAGGAGUCUUAUUCCACUGUUAGUGCCUCAGAAAAUAAUCUAGAUUAUGAAGACCGAAGUGAUUUUCAUAGCUUACCUGAUUUGACUGCAGUCACUUCAAAGACGAGGACAUAUCCUCCACAUUAUGUACAUCCAAAAUCUGUGCAAUUUUCUGAACAUGGUGAAACAUCAGAAAAAGUAAAAAACAAACUUAUGUCCAUGUGGAAUAAUGUGAAAUAUGGAUGGACAUUGAAGACAAAGACAACUUUUAGAUUUGACAGCCCAGUCUGGCUCUUGGGAAAAUUCUAUCAUAUAAAGCCUAGUGAUCUCUUAGAUGAUGAUAAUCAAAGAGGAAAGAGAACAAGAAUGGUUCCAAAUCUUGAGAGGUUCAAACAGGAUUUCUCAAGUCUCCUUUGGUUCACAUAUAGACAAGACUUCCAUCCCAUCCCAGGCACCAAAUUAACUUCAGAUUGUGGUUGGGGAUGUAUGUUAAGAAGUGGCCAAAUGAUGCUUGCCAAAGCCUUUACCAUACACUACUUGGGAAGAGAUUGGAAUGUCUUCAGUGACCAAACAAGGGAACAGGAGACCUACAGAAAACAGAUUAUCCGCUGGUUUGGAGACUAUCUCUGUGAUGAGUCUCCAUUCUCCAUGCAUCGUUUAGUUGAGGUGGGAAAAACACUGGGAAAACAGCCAGGAGAGUGGUUUGGUCCAGCUUCAGUUGCUCACAUACUCAAAGAAACAAUGAUAAGAGGACAAAGAACACAGACAGUGCUCAAUGAUCUCUGUAUUUAUGUAUCUCAGGACUGUACAGUAUAUAAGCAGGAUGUAUAUGAUCUCUGUUGUACACGAUCAAGGACAGCUACUAAGUUCACCAGUUCCACAGAGUCAGAAUCUGAAUCGAAUCCAGACUCGUCAGAUUUGGAAUGGAAGCGAGCAGUUAUAAUCCUUAUUCCUGUCCGGCUCGGAGGCGAACAGCUAAAUCCUGUAUACAUCCCAUGUGUUAAAGGGCUGCUGUCCCAGGACUCUUGUAUUGGGAUUAUUGGUGGGAAACCCAAACACUCGCUCUACUUUGUGGGGUGGCAAGAGAACAAGUUGAUAUAUCUAGACCCACACUACUGCCAGGAUGUGGUUGACACAAGGGAAAGGCAAUUUCCAAUUCAAUCAUAUCACUGCAUGUCCCCGAGGAAAGUAUCUAUAGAGAAGAUAGACCCUAGCUGUACCAUUGGCUUCUACUGCAGAGACCAAAAGGAGUUUGAGAAAUUUGUACAACAGACAGAGGAGAUGGUGGCACCACCUAAGCAGAGACUGUCAUAUCCAAUGUUUGUCUUUAGUGAAGGCCACAGUUAUGAUGUUCAAGUAGACACAGCAGAAAAAGACAGAUUAUUAAGGGUAAAGCAUGUGCACAUGGACCAAAAUGGACGUGUGCGAUCACAAACUCUGGACUCUGAGGAAUUUGUUGUAAUCCAAUCUUUGUUUACGUUGGUGCUUGCACAUUCCUGUUUUCAAUUUCAUAAAAGAACUGAGAUUUGGAAAAUGGUCCGAAUCACAGAAGAUCUUGUGCGUAAACGAGCAGAACAUAACAAUUUAGAAAUUUCAACACUGGAAGAGGUAUCUCUUCAUCAACAAGACAUAGAAAAGAUUGAAAACUUGGACAAAUGGUGUAGAGACCUUAAAAUUUUAUAUUUGCAAAGCAACUUGAUCCCCAAAAUUGAAAAUGUGAGUCGCCUCAAGAAACUGGAAUAUUUAAAUCUAGCUUUAAAUAAUGUUGAAAGAAUUGAAAAUUUAGAAAACUGUGAAAUGCUGAAGAAAUUGGAUCUAACAGUGAAUUUUGUUGGUGAGCUGACCAGUAUAGAGAAUCUCAAAGAUUUAGUGCAUUUCAAAGAAUUAUAUUUAACAGGAAAUCCAUGUACUGAGUAUGAGGGUUACAGAGAAUAUGUAAUAGCCACAUUACCCAGACUUCAGCAUCUUGAUGGUAAAGCAGUAGAAAAGUCAGAGAGAAUUAAAGCAAUGCAGAAUGUUGGAGUAUUAAAAGGAUAUAUUAUAGAACAACAAAACAGACACAAGAAAAAACGAUUAAAGGAGAAAGAAGAGAUCAGGAGACACGAGGAAUCAAAACAGAAACCAAAAAAAGGCACUGACUGGUAUACAGAUAUUGAGGGUGGUGAUCAAAGAACAUCACAGAAUGAAGGGGGUGACACUAAAUCUGGGUCACCUGAUGAAAGUGAGGAGGAGGAUGAGGAAACAUUAGCAGAAAAGGACAAAAAAUUUUGGGAGGAAGAAGUUCCCUUCACACCUGAGUCACGAGUGGCUGUCCAUGAACACAUGAAGAAACUCAAACAAAAAGAGGAGCAAAAAGAUAAAGCCCCACCCAAACAACCAAGACGUCUCUUUGCAGAGGAUGGGAGACCACUCAAUGUGAACGAGGCCAAAAUUGACUUCACCCUUACCGAGGAUGAAAGUGAGAACAACAUUUUACUGGACGUAGCGUGCUUUAAACAUAUGGACACUUCUCUGAUAGAUUGUGAUGUUCAGCCAAAUUAUGUCAGAGUCACCCUUAAAGGAAAGCUGUUCCAACUCUGCCUACCAGAGGAAGUGAAUGCAGACUCCAGUACAGCAAAAAGGUCCCAAAUUACUGGCCAUCUCUUGGUCACUAUGCCAAAGGUAAAGCCAGUUGUAAAACCAAUAAAACCGACUAAAACCGAAGUAAGGGAUGAGAAUAAGGAGAACAAACAAAAGGGGAGCAGGAACACUCAUGAGAAAUUGGAAGUGGACAAAUCAGCUCGUAAGACAGUGGACAUUGCUAACAUAGUGAAGGAAAAAAUGGACAAAGUUGUUCCACCACUCGGUCAUAAAUCUCGACAGAAAGCGGAGGAACGUGCUAAUAGUGAGGGUUUCGUGGAUGACCCAGAUGUUCCACCACUAGAGUGAUCAUAAUCAACCAUGUUAUAUUUAAAAUGAAUGUUCCGUCCAGCUAAUUAAAUUGACAUAAAAAUAUUUUGUACUUGUUUUCCUUUGA